AUGAAGGGAACAUUCAUUCUCUCCGGCCUCUUGGCCUCCACAGUCUCUGCCCACAUGCAAUUGAGCAAGCCUUACCCCAUUCGCAGUCCCCUGAACAAGGACGCCAAGGGCGACAAGGACUACUCAUACACCAACCCGCUAUCAAGCUCUGGCAGUGACUACCCAUGCAAAGGUUACGCCAAGGAUGACUUCCAGGCUGUCGACACAUGGGCUCCCGGUUCAUCCCAGGAGAUGACUCUCGAGGGCAGUGCCACCCACGAUGGUGGUUCGUGCCAGCUUGCCCUUACCUACGAUCAGGGUAAGACCUUCAAGGUCAUCGAGUCUGUCGAGGGCGACUGUCCUAUUGCCAAGAAGUACAACUUUGACAUCCCCUCCGAUGCUCCGGCUGGCGAUGCUCUGUUCGCGUGGACCUGGUUCAACAAGGUCGGCAACCGUGAAAUGUACAUGAACUGCGCCAUGAUUACCAUUGGCGGAGGCGAACGCACUGCCAAUACUACCACCAACACCAAGGAGAAGCCUGUCUCCAAGCACUUGCUGGAGAUGGCUGCUGAUGCCGAGAAACCCAUUGACAAGGUCAUGGAGGAGGUCGGUAAGGCCAAGGAUGUCGUCAUGCCCAAGACCGACACCAUGUCCAAGGAGAACGCCAGCCCUAAGGCUCACACCAAGCAAAGCAAGGCUGCCGGAAGCUUCGAUAGCCUGCCCGAACUCUUCGUCGCCAACGUAGGUCAGACCGGCAAGUGUGUCACCAUCGAGGGUGAGGCUGUCAACUUCCCCAAGCCUGGCCCCAACGUAAUUGGUAAGGCCGAUGGCAAGGGCUACAAGUGCGAGAGCAACGCUCCCUUCCUCGGGGACGAUUCUAGCGCUGCCUCCAACACCCCCAGUACCACUACCAGCGCCUCGUCCAACGCUACCAAGGGCGCUACCAAGAACACCACCAGCUCUAGCUCAAGCACCACCACUGAUAUGAGCACCGCCAGCACCGACAAGAAGAUGUCCAAGAUCGCUUCCUCUUUCGUUACUUCCACUACCGCCGCUCAGCGUACUGUCACCACCGAGGCCUCCACGAACAACCUCUUCAGCAACUACGUCGGCCAAUGGACCUGCAAAUCCGGCGAGAUCCUCUGCUCUCCCGAUGGAAUGAGCUUCGCCUUGUGCAACUACGGUCACCCUGUCUUCAUGGGCUCCGUUGCUGCUGGCACUUGGUGCCGCAACGGCGUCAUCAGCGCCAGGUGGUAG
Penicillium nucicola is the source of this 1236-nucleotide messenger RNA. Its product is annotated as putative extracellular protein. The transcript has a single exon. Bases 1 to 1236 code for a protein of 411 amino acids. The record is from RefSeq and is a predicted model, not a curated record. NCBI's taxonomy places the organism in Eukaryota, Fungi, Ascomycota, Eurotiomycetes, Eurotiales, Aspergillaceae.